This is a messenger RNA of Salarias fasciatus (jewelled blenny), 6862 nucleotides long. RefSeq names its product pecanex 2 (gene pcnx2). Bases 216 to 6617 code for a protein of 2133 amino acids. Gene Ontology annotation, cellular component: membrane. The transcript has 40 exons. The record is from RefSeq and is a predicted model, not a curated record. Lineage: Eukaryota; Metazoa; Chordata; Actinopteri; Blenniiformes; Blenniidae.
GAGAGCCCGGGAGUCGCGAGACGCGCCGCAUCGCUCCAACAUGGAGGCGUAGCGACGCUGCCAUGCACUAGAGGAGGAGAUCACCUUCCCUGUAGCCUAGCAGCAGCAGCAACAGCAGCAGCAGCAUCACCACCAUCCGUCCGUCCAACCUGAGCGGAGAGGAGGAGAGUGGAGGAGCGGCAGGAGGCGGAGGAGGAGCGGGGGGAGCGGGAGAGAUGGGCUCCCAGGUCGUGCAGACCCUGCGUCAGGGAGUGUGGGCAUCUCUGACCGGGGGCUGGUACCACGACCCGGACCAGAACAAAUUCAACAACUCCUGCCACCUCUAUCUGUGGAUAUUCCUCCUCAUGUUGCCCCUGUCUCUCCAUCUGGCCCUGCCUCCCACCACCAUGGCUUUGAGCAUCUACUGCAGCUCCAUCACUGUCUUCUUCGUCCUCAUCAAGAUGGCCAACUACCGGCUGCACCUGAUGUUCGACGAGGGCGAGGCGGUGGUCCGCAGCAGCCUCUCGGACCUCAGCAAGGCUCAGGAGAAGAAAAGCAACGCCUCCGACUCCUGCCUGCCCGCGAGCAUCAGGAAGAGCAGCACGGUGCCGGACAGUGUCGCCAUGACGAUGCUGGCCCGGAAACGUCCCAGUCCAGUCAUCCAGGUGACAGUGAAACAGACGGAAACCGACCCGGGACUGAUCGGCGUGGACUGUUCAAAAUCAGAAGAGGGCAAAACAGCAGAAGACGCGGGUGAGACUGCAGCGGAGGAAAAGCCGAUGGAUGAAGGGUUGCAGCCAAGUCCAGAGCCUUCUCCAGAUGACCUCUCCAGCCCCAAUCCAGACCAGGCCGCCCCGCUGCUGCAGGCCCAGCAGAGGCCUCCGUCUCGAGCCGAGAGGGAGGAGGCGCGGCCCGGAUCUGCCGGCGCGGCCGUGAAAACGGAAGCGGACGCAGGCGGGAGUGGAGCCGAGGACGGAGGGACGGACGUUCAGAGCGACAGAGACGGGUCGGAGCAGGAGAGAUCAGCGGAGAAAGACUCGGAGCUGUACAAGAUAGAGGAAAGAGAGUGCGAGGAUAAGGAGUCUACUGACAGGGAAACGGUCGAUGAGGGUCUGCCUCCUUCGAAGGGGAGCGGAGAUGAGAGCGAGGAGGACAGCGAGGGGCAGAAGGAGCCUGCAGACGCCAACAAUAACUCACUGCAGACUCCCCAGGAUGACCAGGAUGAUUUCAUCGACAUCCCAGAGCCUCCUGCACAGGCUGAGCCGGUGGAGGAGACGUACUGUUCCGAUGAGAUUGAAGUGGUUCUGGUGGAUAACUCCGGUCCGGGGCCCGUGUCGGCCCACCUGGACGACAGCGACACCGUCAAAAUCAUCAUCACCAUGAGCUGCGACCCUCAGACGGCUGCUCAGCUGGAGGAGAGCGUCAAGCAGAGCCUGCUGGAAAAUGCACAGGCUCAGAAGGACGCAGGCGAAUGUCACGUCAAGAUCCCCGUCAUCACCUUCGACUCCCCCGAGGAGGACAGACAGGAGGCCGGAGACGCGGAGGAGACGGCGGGCUCGGAGGACGACGCCACCCCGAAACGGCAAAUGACCGCGAGCCAGAGUGAGGAGUUUCACCUGUGCAGAGAAACCACCAGCUCCGACUCCGCCACGCCGGAGUGUCCAGACCCGGACCGGGCGGCGCAGGCGACGGGCGACAGCACGCCCAGCCCGCAGCUCACCAACGACAACAGCUCGUCGGGGAUCGACGUCCGCUCCCACCCCGACGACACCGACCCCCUGGAGCCCAGCGUGGAUUCACACGGCUUCCUGCGGCUGCCGCAGAUCCUGAGCCGCUGCGGGCCCGGCGGGAGGACUCACCUCCGAGGGCUGAGCAUGGACAGCGGGAAAGACGCCGUCCUGCUGUCAGACCGCUCACAUCAUGCAACCACUAUGACCAGUUCCAAGUCAGACCUCGAGGCAAAGGAGGGCCAAAUUCCAAAUGAAUCCAACUUCCUGGAGUUUGUUUCUUUGUUGGGGUCGCUCAGUACAAGAGGCGCCGUGGCGAACACUCAGGACGAGGACGAGCCAGAGAGCAAAGAGGAGGUGGAACCUGCAGAAGAAGAGAAUCACAGUGUAACCUCCAAACCAGAUGAAACCAUAACGGAGACAAACACCGAGAACAAGCCGGAGAGACCGAAGCCGCCCACCAGUCUGCCCACCAGCACACUGCAGGCCUUACCGCCCACACAGAUCCCCAUCGUCUCUCCUGACAGUGUGUGCAGUCCGCAGACCGACAGGGAGAAGGAUCCGGACUACGAUUCCUUGCCGUCGCAAACGUCUCAGUCGGAGAGCUCCAUGCUGCAGGUCAUCUGCAGGCCCGAGGCCACCAACAAAGAAGAGGCCUACACUUUCCACACCGUACACAGAGACAGGCCUCGUAAACUCUACGCUGAGCGAGCGCUCAACCUGCCGCUUGGAGCGGAGCUCAUCACAGGCAACAUGUGCGACCUGCUGUCCACUUCUUCCAACUCGGAGUGUCAGGACGGUCUGGCCGGCGGUCACGCCGACUGCCCGUUUCAGAGACGAAUCAUCCCCGCGCACAGGCUUCGGCCGCGAAGGACACACCCGGAGAUCUUCCAGGAAGAGGACUCUUUGGAUGACUCGUCGGAGACGUCCACGCAGGAGAAGCCCACCAGGAAGAUUUAUUACAAACUCAAACUGUUUCCUGGGAAGUGGAUCAACAUUUUGUAUGACCGUCUGACCCUGCUCGCCCUUUUAGACAGGAACCAGGGUGUUCUGGAGAAUCUGGUGGCUGUGUUCAUGGCCUUCCUGGUUUCUUUCCUGGGCUUCUUGCUUCUCAACCACGGCUGUUUCAAAGACUUCUGGAUCUUCCAGUUCUGUCUCGUCAUCGCGAGCUGCCAGUAUUCCUUACUCAAGAGUGUUCAACCAGAUGCGGCUUCCCCAACACAUGGUCACAACCAGCUGGUGGCCUACAGCCGAGCGGCCUACUUCUGUAUUUUCUGCGCCCUGAUCUGGCUGCUGGAGCAGCUGCUGCGGACGAAGGACCUCCCCGUGUCCACCCUGUACGGCGUCACCAUCGUCUGCUACGACGUGCUCAGCUUCUUACGAGACCUGCUCGUGGGUUUCACCUACUGCUUCCCAAUUACCUUCCUGGUGGGCCUUUUCCCUCAGAUCAACACCUUUACCAUUUACCUCCUGGAGCAGAUCGACAUGCACUUUUUUGGAGGAACAGCCGCUACGAGUCUCAUCUCUGCGAUCUACAGCAUCCUGCGCAGCCUGAUGGCUCUCUCUCUGCUCUACGGCUUCUGCUUCGGCGCUCUCAAGGAGCCGUGGGACGAGCAGCACACUCCGGCGCUGUUCUCCAGCUUCUGUGGCCUUUUAGUUGUGUUUUCCUAUCACCUCAGCAGGCAGAGCAGCGACCCAUCCGUGCUGCUAUCACUGAUCAAGUCAAAAAUCAUGCCGGCGCUGGUGGAGAGCGAGGAAGAGGAGGAGGAGGACGCAGACAUUAAAGACCCUCUGCCCGAGAAACUGCAGACCUCCAUGAAGGAGAUCCUGCUGUCGGACGUGGUCGUGUGCUCCGUCGCCUACAUCCUGACCUUCGCCAUCACCGCCAGCACCGUGUUCCUGUCUCUCAAGCCCUUUGUGACCAUCGUGCUGUACGCGCUGGCGGGGACGGUGGGCUUCGUCACCCACUACCUGAUCCCCCAGAUGCGGAAGCACCACCCGUGGCUGUGGAUUUCACACCCGGUCCUCAAGACCAAAGAGUACCACCAGUUUGAACCCAGAGAGGAUGCCGUCCUCAUGUGGUUCGAGCGCCUCUACGUGGGACUCCUGUGCUUCGAGAAGUACGUUGUGUACCCCGCCAUCGUGCUGAGCGCGCUCACCAACGACGGCUUCGCCCUCAGCCACCGCAAGAAGCUGGGAAUCCACUGUGACGUAUUCCUGACGACCAUCGCCGGGCUGAAACUCCUGCGCUCGUCCUUCUGCGACCCCAGCUUCCAGUUCCUCACCCUGCUCUUCACGCUGGUGUUUUUCCACUUUGACUGUCCGCACGCCUCCGAGAGCUUCUUACUGGACUUCUUCAUCAUGUCUAUUGUCUUCCAUAAGAUGCGCGAGCUGUUGCUGAAACUCCAUUUUAUCCUGGUUUACAUCGCUCCCUGGCAGAUUGCCUGGGGCAGCGCUUUCCACGCCUUUGCCCAGCCUUUCGCUGUGCCUCACUCAGCCAUGCUGCUUCUCCAGACUCUGCUCACCACCGUCUUCUACACGCCGCUGGCUCCCUUUCUGGGCAGCGCCAUCUUCAUCUCUUCCUAUCCGAGGCCCAUCAAGUUCUGGGAGCGAAACUACAACACAAAACGUAUCGACAACUCCAACAGCCGCCUGGUGUCCCAGGUGGACAAAGAGACAGGCUGUGACGACAACAACCUGAACUCCAUCUUCUACGAGUACCUGACCCGCUCGCUGCAGCACUCGCUGUGUGGCGACCUCAUGCUGGGCCGAUGGGGCAACUACAGCGCCGGGGACUGCUUCAUUCUGGCCUCCGACUACCUCAACGCCCUGGUUCACCUCAUCGAGAUCGGAAACGGGCUGGUGACCUUCCAGCUCCGGGGGCUGGAGUUCAGAGGGACGUACUGCCAGCAGCGGGAGGUGGAGGCCAUCACGGAGGGCGUGGAGGAGGACGACGCCUGCUGCUGCUGCGAGCCGGGGCACCUCCCGCACAUGCUGUCCUGCAACGCGGCGUUCAACCUGCGCUGGCUGGCCUGGGAGGUCAUGGCAACCAAGUACCUGCUGGAGGGCUACAGCAUCAGCGAGAACAACGCCGCCACCAUGCUGCAGGUGUACGACCUCCGGAAGCUGCUCAUCACCUAUUACCUGAAGAGUAUCAUCUACUACCUGGUCCACUCCCCAAAACUGUCCACCUGGCUGAAAGACGGCAGCAUCCAGGAGGCGCUGCAGUCCUACACCAAGUGGCACCACAUCGAGCGCGACCCCCAGGUCUUCAGCGUGAAGAUCGACGAAGACUACGUGCACUGCCUGCAGGGGGUGACGCGAGCCAGCUUCUGCAACGUCUACCUGGAGUGGAUCCAGUACUGCGCCGGCAAGAUGGAGACGCCUGUGGAGAGCGACGAAGACUCUCCUCUGGUGACUCUGUCUUACGCUCUCUCCGUCCUGGGGAGACGAUCUCUCGGCACGGCGUCACACAACAUGUCCAACAGUCUGGAGUCGUUCCUGUAUGGUUUCAACACCCUGUUCAAAGGCGACUUUCGCAUCGCCACAAAGGACGAGUGGGUUUUUGCUGAUCUGGACCUCCUGCAGAAGGUGGUAGCUCCUGCGGUCAGAAUGAGCCUCAAAUUACACCAGGAUCACUUCACUUGUCUGGAAGAGACCGAGGAGGCGUCGAUCUUGUACGAAGCCAUCACCAACUACCGCAGCAGCCUGGUCAUCUGUCACGAGAGCGACCCCGCCUGGCGCAAGGCCGUGCUGUCCAGCCGCGACACUCUGCUCACGCUCAGGCACAUGAUCGACGACGGCACCGACGAGUACAAGAUCAUCAUGCUGUACAAGCGCCACCUCAGCUUCAAGGUCAUCAAGAUCAAUAAGGAGUGUGUGCGAGGGCUUUGGGCCGGCCAGCAACAGGAGCUGGUGUUUCUACGAAACCGCAACCCGGAGCGCGGAAGCAUCCAGAACUCAAAGCAAGCCCUGAGGAACAUGGUGAACUCCUCCUGUGACCAGCCUCUGGGAUACCCCAUGUACGUUUCACCUCUGACGACGUCAUACGCAGGAACUCACCGCACGCUGCGCAGCAUCGGAGGAGGGGCGUUGAGUCUGGAUGUGAUUCGCUCCUGGCUGUGUUCCAAAUGGUUACGGGUGCGUAAGGACAAUCUGACCAGCUGCAACAGCGGCGUCAACAUGGAGGACGUGGACUGCGGCGCCGGCGGCUCGUCCUCGCUGAGCCACAACCGGCCGUCCUCCGUCACGUCCAACAGCCUGAGCCUGUACCAGCACAGGGCCAGGGCCACACACAGCCACCGGCACCACAACGCAGCGCGCAGAGAGUACCGCAGUCGCUCGGUGCAGCCUCAGAGUCAGCGGCCUCCCGUCAGCAGCCAAUCAGGACCCAUCCUGGACUCAGGGUCCACCCAUGGCCUGGUCCAGCGCCUCUCCAACAGUCAGCUGUCCUUUAACACCUCCAUAGCCUCCAUUUUCUCCCAGGUCCCUCGUCUCUCGGGUGCCGGGGGAAUCAGCUCGCAGCUCCAGGCGGCGCAGCAUCAGCAGCGCUCCAGCCAGGUGUCCUCGUCCUCGUCCACGCUCAGCCUGCUGUUCGGGAAGCGGAGCUUCUCCAGCGGCCUGGUGAUCUCGGGGCUGUCCGCCGCCGAAGGGGGCAACACCACCGACACCCAGUCGUCCUCCAGCGUCAACAUCGCCAUCGGACCGUCGCACAGGUCCAGCAGCAGAGCCACACAGUGGACAUCAGAGCCAUACGAGAGCAUCGACGCCACCAACUCCAACGUGGCCAUCACCGUGAAGGAAGGCACGCACUCCAGCGAGCAAGUCUGCAGCCAGGGGCUAGACAAGACCCAGGAGGAGUCCGCAUCCGCCGCCACGCCGCCAGAGCCCACGGAUCAGAAGACUGUCUGAGAGAAAGAACACACACACAAACACACACACACGAGAGUGCCCGUGUACAGAGAGGACUGUAUGAAGAAGUGAUUCAUGUCCGACAUACGUCCGCAGGACUGUACCGAAGAGCACCCAUGCACAUGAACCUGCCUCCUCUCUCGCCCUCAGCAUGUGGUCUCACCCCGUCGUCUGAAUGUACAACAAAGUCGAAAUACGUGGUCCCGGAUCCGGUCGGUGAAAAUAAAAACGUUUUUAAAAUGAGA